AUGUGCCAGGCCCACCAGCCGGAUUACCGUCCGUCCGUCCCCAUGUUCCGUGCCGUCCACCAACGCAUCAAGGACUGGCACCUGAAGGUCCGGCGGGCGAGUAGUCGCUCGUCCAGUGCCAUCAAUGGGGGAACAGUGGAAGGAUAUUACUUACCGGGACCCACCACGACACUGCCUAACAAUACGCCAGCGGGAACGGUGCUGUCGUUGGGCGCAGACGUGCUACCCGAGUACAAGCUGCAGAAACCGCGCGUGCACAAGUGGACCAUCCUCCACUAUUCCCCCUUCAAAGCCGUCUGGGACUGGAUCAUCCUUCUUCUGGUCAUGUACACGGCCAUCUUCACCCCCUACGUGGCUGCUUUCCUGCUGAGCGAGGAGAAGGCCGACAAGCGCAACAAGAAGUACGGCGACGACCCGAUCGUGGUCAUCGACCUUCUGGUCGACGUCAUGUUCAUCAUCGACAUCCUCAUCAACUUCCGGACCACGUACGUCAACUCCAACGACGAGGUGGUCAGCCACCCCGGCAAGAUUGCCGUCCAUUACCUCCGGGGAUGGUUCAUCAUCGACGUCGUAGCGGCCAUUCCCUUCGACUUGCUCUUCCUAGGAUCUGAGACAGAUGAGACGACAACCCUGAUCGGUCUGCUGAAGACGGCCCGCCUGCUGCGCCUGGUGCGGGUGGCCCGCAAAAUCGACCGCUACUCGGAGUACGGGGCCGCGGUGCUCUUGCUCCUCGUGGCAGCUUUUGCGCUCAUCGCCCACUGGCUGGCCUGCAUCUGGUACGCAAUCGGCAACGCCGAGCGACCUUUCCUAGCCCACAAGAUCGGCUGGCUGGAUGCUCUGGCCCGCGAUACGGAGCAGCACUACAACAAUAGCCACGGAGGACCCUCCAUCAAGUCCAAGUACGUGACGGCGCUCUACUUCACGUUCACCAGCCUCACGAGCGUCGGCUUCGGCAACGUGGCGCCCAACACCAACAUGGAGAAGGUCUUCGCCAUCAUCGUUAUGCUCGUAGGAUCUCUCAUGUAUGCAAGUAUCUUCGGUAACGUAUCCGCCAUCAUCCAGAGGUUAUACUCAGGCACCGCUCGGUAUCACACUCAGUUGCUUAGAGUGAAGGAAUUUAUCCGCUUCCAUCAGAUUCCGAAUCCUUUGAGGCAAAGGCUGGAAGAAUAUUUUCAGCACGCCUGGACUUAUACGAACGGAAUUGACAUGAAUAUGGUCUUGAAAGGUUUUCCAGACUGCUUGCAAGCGGACAUAUGCCUCCACCUGAAUCGCAAUCUGCUCAACAACUGCUCGGCCUUCAAAGGGGCUAGUCCCGGAUGCCUUCGAGCCCUAAGCCUAAAGUUCAAGACGACGCACGCGCCCCCUGGUGACACUCUAGUGCAUCGGGGUGACGUGCUCACAGCCCUCUACUUCCUCUCCAGGGGAACGAUAGAGAUCCUCAAAGAUGAUGUCGUCAUGGCCAUACUUGGUAAAGAUGACAUUUUCGGAGAGAAUCCUUGCAGCUACAAUACCGUCGGCAAGUCGAGCUGCAACGUCCGUGCCUUGACGUACUGUGAUUUGCACAAGAUAAACCGCGAAGAUCUACUGGACGUGCUUGACAUGUAUCCAGAAUUUUGGGAGUCCUUCUCCACUAACUUAGAAAUCACAUUCAAUCUUAGAGAUACUGAUCAAGCAGGUGUAGAUCCUGAACUUUUUAGGCACAAACAAAUGUACAAAGAACCAGAUUCCAUAGACGAAGACGGUGAUGGGGGCAGUCGCACGAACUCCCUCCUGACGCCGAUCCUUCCGCCUGAGGAGGCGCGGACGACGGCGUACGCCUACCCUCGCGCGCGUCGGCGCCGGCGCCGCCCCAAACCGCCUUCAAGUGACGAGGACGCCAGUGACGAAGAAGAACACCGGCGCCGCUACAGCGGCAUGGGUAUUCUCGAAUUUUCGCCAACCAAGGCGGGACAAGACGUGACACCCGCCAACCUCAACUUCGGACAAAACCAGAGGUCGGGGACGUUACAUUCCAUAGCAGGGCUGUUCCGAGAGUUGCGCCGCAGUCUCACGGACACCAGAAUCCCGAAGCCCGAGGCUCUACACGGAGCCAUCACAGCAGUGACCAAUCUGACUGCGGGGCCUGUGCUGUCUACGCAAGGGCCAGAGCAGUUACAACACGCAUCUCGUCCCCCCAGCCUCAUCAUGGGCCGACCUGCCACACAAACCGAACCACAGGAAGCAAAAGAAAGGACGCCGCUCCUGGACGCUGCAGAACCAACUUCCCAAUUGGCCUCCAUGGACUCGACUCCUGGAUCCAUCGGACAUGUGUCCAGUCCUCAGACCAUGUUCCCCUCUGCCCAACCGCCUUUCAUUCCUUGCCAGAGGGUAGAGCACGAAACCCGGAGACCUUGCUCGGGCCCGGGGCGCCUGGGAGCCCUAGGCACUUCCAGUAGCGGGGCCCGGUCUAGUUCCAGUGUAACCAUCCCUCUGACUGGCAGUUCUGUCAACGGGAACAGUCCCGGAGAUGAUCUGACGUCACCUCACCAUCAAGCCUUUCCCCCAGCGAGCUCCAGACCUAACACGCAGAUGUUGGAAGCCAAAUUAGACAACCUGAGCAAGCAAGUGCGGACCAUCGAAACCCGCCUCAGCACAGACAUUCAGACCAUCAUGCAACUCUUAUCUCACAUCGUGUCACACUCAGGUGGAUCCUUGAUUGGCAAUACGACCGUUUCCAAGGAUCUGGUGACUCUGUCCUCAGACCUAACUCCUGCUGAAGAGUUGUCCACGGCGCAACAGUUCAGAGGGAAACCUAGGUAUAGACAAUACAGGAGGGCGGUCAGCUUACAAGGGAGCCUUUCGCCACUCACUCCUGAUGGCGUCUCGCUUAGGUACCUGUGUAGAAGUCUCGACUUGCCUAGAAGUCAAGAACAAGAGCAGCAUCUGCAAACUGUUCAAGACUCAGAGCUUGACGAACCAACGGAACAAGUUCAAAAACCUAAGACAGUGCCUGCGACACCUGCCGGCGAAAGGUUGCAAGAGCAGCCUGCUAGAUGUGCCUCACAACCAUUGGAGCGUCCAAGGCUCCGGAUGGUCUGCCUCAACAGGCACCUUUCGGCAGAGCACCAGCAACAGGGCGACCCCUUCUCCCACGAGUGGGAACCCCCUGGGGAUGUCGUGGGGGGCACAGCGGGGGCCGCCGUGCAGAAAGGGACAGUCCUUCCAACGUCCUCGGGGGCCCACGCCUCCACCCCGGCCCUGUGCCCCCACAAAGGAGAGCGGAAGACCGCCUCCUGGGACGACGUCACCAAGAGACCCCAGUCGUCAGACGUGUAAAUAUUGUGUAAAGAUGUCGUGAAUUUUUUUGUCGGGUUUGUUUCAGGUUUUUUAUUUUUCUACCGCCAGAGCCUUGUGUGUCUAUUGUAGACAGUGCCUGAGACUCCUUGGUUGCCAGACUGACUAUGCAAAAUGAGGACUACUCGAAGAGCCGGUGGCGUAGUUUAUGUAGGAGUGGGAUCUACGUCGUAUUCUUUUUUUCUCAGUCUCUUUCCUUAUCAAUCGAUCUCUAGGUGCUGAAGACGAUGUACUGUGCACGAUCUUGUUCUCUUGAAAGGGAUAUCACUCGGAAAGCAAAUCGCACAGCCUGCACCAAUCAUAACUAUGCCACCGCCGGAAAAACAAACCAGCAACAACAAAGACACAAGAGUCAAUUUUCAGUUCCUCAAACAUAAAGCCCCAGCCUAAACUACCCUUCGUUCAGUUCCAGGUUGCCUUCUCAUGCAAAUUUAAAACACGAAAAUGAAAUUCAAUCGAUUUGUAUUAAAAAAUCAAAAAAUUCUUCAUCUCUACGAGAGCUGGACAGCGUGAACCGUCGACCGAAAGUUGCGAGACAUCUGGUGGGCCAUCUACCACGUGUCUGUCUUGGGAAAGAACCCGGAAGAAGUUCAGAUGAUUGAAGAUUUUGCUUGUUUAAUAUUAUUUUCUAUUACAUGUACGACUGACGACGACCAACAGUAUAGGUGACAGUGGGUUUCAACACUCAGGGAGUCAGAAGAACAAACCCCAUAUCAGGACGAGUCAAUUAUUCCCUCUCUCUAGUCCAUGGUCUGUGAUAAGUUAUGUGUGGUCCUUAUAAGGGGGUGCUGUUGAAAUAACAAACAUAAAAGGCUGGAUUGCGUUUUAGCUGUGAUUAUUAUACCUGAAGCUCUUGCUAAGCAAGAGUGGAUGGAUCGAUUGACUGGACUGCUCUCGAAUUGUGUAUAUAUUAUAUAUAUAUACCAAAGAUAUAUCUAUAAAUAUAUAUAUAUGUAUAUGUAUAUGUAUACACAUACAUAGUCCACUGUUAGGUGCUGGCCGCAGCGUGGGUGCAAUACUUUUAGCUGAAACAGAAGCUAUAGAUGAGUAGGCACACGUAGAGCACAGGUCUUGCCCCAUGCUUCAUUCAUAAACAUUUUCCAUGGCUGCAAACUACCCGGUGCAUAAAGCAGAAAUUUAACGAUAUAUGUAUACAUAUAUAUAUAUAAAAAUAUAUUUAUUUCCUUGUUGCUAUAUUACCAUAAUGAGGUGGCGUCUCUGGGCGCUGCUGUACAAUUUUAAUUACUGCUAAGCAAUCUAUCAUAGUGAUGAGAAAUCAGAUCAAAUAUAAUCGGAGGAAAUAAAUCGUAUAAUUGCAUCUAUAUAUAGAGCUAAAACUACAAAUCACCCAUUACUCGAAACCUUUCUAUUAAACAGCCAUGUUUUUUACCUGCACAACUCUAAGGAAAAAAAUACAAAAAAAAAUACAUAUAUACAUAUAUAAAUAAAAUUAUCCUACUAAUGAGCGAGAAAUUACUAAAAGUACAGUCUUCAUAACUUAGUCUCUACUUAGAUGAACUUUAAUCUCAAAAUUCCCCGAGAGAAGCUUUUUUCAAUCCCGGGGACCAACUCAACUCGCCUUGACUGGGCCACUGCACAGGUCACAACUUAGGGGCCUUCCAGUCCAAUGCGCUGCAACUCGACGCAAACCUUUAACUUUGCACUCCUGCCUGCUUCCUUACUUACAACUACUAUAUAAUCUCACCCAUCUUGUACAUACGUUCGUUGAGUAUUAUGAGAAAUAAUGAAAAAAAAAGCUCCAUUUUUAUAUAAAUUGUUACAUAUUUUACAACAGAGGGUUAGACUAAUGGUGCAUAGAGAAGAGUUUGAGUCAAGCGAGCCUUUUUGCUAUGCAAAUACCGAGGCUGUCGCUACUAUGCUAAAGCCGUGGCCUUCCUUUCAAUGUUAGCGGACUGUUUCUGUUGCAGACCCUACAUCUAUUUUGUUAACGAAUCAUAAAAGCUUCAUCCCACUUGGUUCUCAAAAAAAUUCUGUAUAAUAAAGAGACCUA
Molecule: messenger RNA, 5344 nt
Organism: Uloborus diversus
Lineage: Eukaryota; Metazoa; Arthropoda; Arachnida; Araneae; Uloboridae
Product: potassium voltage-gated channel subfamily H member 6-like
Exons: 14
Coding region: 1-3315 (1104 amino acids)
Biological process (GO): membrane repolarization during action potential; potassium ion transmembrane transport
Cellular component (GO): membrane
Molecular function (GO): inward rectifier potassium channel activity
Source: RefSeq, a predicted model, not a curated record